Messenger RNA from Brachypodium distachyon (stiff brome), 1080 nucleotides. RefSeq names its product putative germin-like protein 2-2. The record is from RefSeq and is a predicted model, not a curated record. The coding region runs from base 227 to 883 and encodes 218 amino acids. Gene Ontology annotation, molecular function: manganese ion binding. Lineage: Eukaryota; Viridiplantae; Streptophyta; Magnoliopsida; Poales; Poaceae. The transcript is spliced from 2 exons. Gene Ontology annotation, cellular component: cell wall.
UUCCUGCCCAUUACUCAAACGUUCAGUAAACAUCAAUCCACAUAUUGGCCGCUAGAUAUGUUUAGUUUCUCCCUAUAAAUACCAGCUUCCUUUAUGCUUAGUGGACACAAACCAGAGACAGAUAACAAUCAGUCAACUCGAUCUAUCAAAUACACAUACACGAGCUUAGCAGAGAACAGGUAAAGUAGUCGCUCUCCUUAGUAGAAGAUCGAGAAGCAAAAGAGACAUGGGUCUUCGUGUCUUCCUCCUCGCAGCAGCCCUUCUGGCGUUGUCAUGUUCUCAUGGCGCAAUCGCCUCUGAUCCAAGCCUUCUUCAGGACUUCUGUGUUGCAGACAAAAUGUCUCAAGUGCGUGUCAAUGGAUUGCCCUGCAAAGCUGCAAAGGACGUUGUCGCCGAAGACUUCUUCUUCUCCGGCCUUCACAUGGCUGGCAACGCGGCCAACAAGCAAGGCUCUGCCGUGACCGCAGUCAACGUGGCUCAGAUUGCCGGGCUCAACACCUUGGGCAUCUCCCUCGUUCGCAUCGACUAUGCGCCCUAUGGCCUCAACCCUCCUCACACCCAUCCGCGCUCCACCGAGAUCUUGACCGUGAUAGAGGGCUCUCUCAACGUCGGUUUCGUGACCUCGAACCCUGAGAACAAGCACUUCAACAAGGUUCUCAACAAAGGAGAUGUGUUCGUCUUCCCUAAGGGUCUUGUUCAUUACCAGUUCAACAAUUGCACAACCGGCACGGUAGCUAUUGCAGCGUUGAGCAGCCAGAACCCUGGGGUGAUCACAAUGGCAAAUGCAGUUUUUGGAUCAAACCCUUCCAUCCCCGAUGAUAUUGUGGCCAAGGCUUUCCAGGUGGAGAAGAACACCGUCGAUUGGAUGCAAGCUCAGUUCUAAUUUGGUGUGUAAUUAAACUGUAUGAUGUGCGUUUGACAUGUGUGUUCGAUCAGAGUCCGUUGAUUAUUUUCUCUUAGUUUUUCUUCCAUUUGCAUUACGUGCCUACAUUCUCUUGAAAAUUGUUGCAAGUUAACAGCUUUGUUGUAUUCGAUCGUGUGUAGUAUGUAUUAUUUCCUUUCUUUCUUACGGAACCUUGA